CACAUGACGCUAUGUUCCACAGCCCGAGCUCAGCGGCUAGCCUCAGACCCCGAUGCUAGCUAGCUAGCUGCUGAAGAAGAGUCUGAAGGGACCCGUCACAGGAUCGCGCUCUGGCGUAUUUGUACACUUUGUCUGUGCUAGCUAGCCACGGUUAGCUCCUGAGCUAACAGUCCACCAUGAACACAGACAACGUGAACCAGUCCGCCGCCACGGGAGCGUCCACGGCGUCCAGUAACUGCAUCACGAACGAUAGCCCAGCUCCCACGGCCCCGAGUAACGCUUCAGGCUCAGCGGCCAUGGUGACCCCAUCAGCAGACUCGUCUGUCUCCAACGGCGUCUAUGUUCCUGGUGGGAUCACCAAUGGAGAUGUAAAGCCUGCCCUCUCCACCACGCCCCUGGCAGAUUUCCUCAUGCAGCUGGAGGAGUACACUCCCACAAUUCCUGAUGCAGUAACAGGGUACUACCUCAACAGGGCUGGAUUUGAGGCUUCUGACCCGAGAAUAAUCCGUCUGAUAUCCCUUGCUUCUCAGAAGUUUAUCUCAGACAUUGCCAAUGAUGCUCUGCAGUACUGUAAAAUGAAGGGCACUGCCUCAGGAAGCUCAAGGAGUAAAACAAAGGAUAAGAAGUACACUCUGACUAUGGAGGACCUGACUCCUGCCCUCUCAGAAUAUGGCGUCAAUGUCAAGAAACCAUAUUACUUUACAUAAUACUGCUUUUCUUUGAGGCAAUUUGCUUUUUGCUAGUUUUAUGUCCCUGCUGACCCACUAGAGUUUGUCAACACCUUCAUUGAUAAAUGUUUUUGUCGUUUUUUUGAUCAAGGUGCUUUAGUUUCAGCUUUGACAAAUCAUUGUAGUCACUUUGCCAUUUGUUCUUUUUUUGUGGAGCCACCUUUGCAUUAUGUUAAAUUGUAUAAUUAAGUUUUAUUGUGAAAAUAAAACCCUUACAAAACA
Molecule: messenger RNA, 950 nt
Organism: Anoplopoma fimbria (sablefish)
Lineage: Eukaryota; Metazoa; Chordata; Actinopteri; Perciformes; Anoplopomatidae
Gene: taf10
Product: TAF10 RNA polymerase II, TATA box binding protein (TBP)-associated factor
Exons: 5
Coding region: 177-707 (176 amino acids)
Biological process (GO): transcription initiation at RNA polymerase II promoter
Cellular component (GO): nucleus; transcription factor TFIID complex; SAGA complex
Molecular function (GO): promoter-specific chromatin binding; RNA polymerase II general transcription initiation factor activity
Source: RefSeq, a predicted model, not a curated record